Molecule: messenger RNA, 4578 nt
Organism: Archocentrus centrarchus (flier cichlid)
Lineage: Eukaryota; Metazoa; Chordata; Actinopteri; Cichliformes; Cichlidae
Gene: gpr4
Product: G protein-coupled receptor 4
Exons: 4
Coding region: 733-1842 (369 amino acids)
Biological process (GO): G protein-coupled receptor signaling pathway
Cellular component (GO): membrane
Molecular function (GO): G protein-coupled receptor activity
Source: RefSeq, a predicted model, not a curated record
CUUUCACAGUCGCUGUACCAUCUGUCGGAGCGUUUUUCGCAGCGGCCGGAUGAAAUGAGACGUUUCUGUCUGGAUACUCUGUGUUUGGGGAGCUGAGUGCAGGACUGCGGGGACCUGAAUAUAUUCAGGAGUUCAGAAUAAAGAGACGUCCUGUCGGCUCCGGACUGCCGAAGCUCCGUAAAGUCGUUCCUGUUUUACUGCCAGCAUCUCUGAGGAGUUUUGUGUGUCAUCAGGACCUUGAGAUUCAACCGCACACACAGUGAUGUUCAGGCUCAUCACUCUCACAGUAGACCUGGCAGACCUCUAAUCUCUAAAAGAUUGAUGAGGUCUUGUGCAGGCCCAGGAGACCUGGCACAGCAUUGAUAAGGCAGCUUUCAUUUCACCACAUUAUAUAGCCUCCCCUUCUUCACCUCUUUUACUCAACACUGCAGGACACGGGCUGGCUUUGAAGCGUGAGAGAGGAUUAUAACAUGUCGAGGCCUCUGGGUCCGGAGGAUGGUGCUUUAAAGAACAAGAAUGAUGACAUUCCCUGGAAAUGACGUAUGCUUCCUUCCAUCGCUCCGUUUGGGACUGCGGUGCGGGAGCUGAGCAGGACGUCAGAGUCAUCAUGUCACUGUCAAACUGCUGGAGCUGGAAUAUUGUGAAACUAUAGAAGGGAGAGACGCAAAGCUGAGAGCAGCUCAACACACAUCACACACCUGCAAGCACACUCAGAGAGCCUCACACAGGACAAUGUGCAACAUCUCCUUCUGUGAAGUGGACAGUAAGGUGGACCAGUUCUUCCAGCCUACGCUCUACAUCAUAGUCAUCGUUCUGGGACUGCCCACUAACUGCAUGGCCCUGUGGGCUGCCUACAUGCAGGUACGCCAGUGCAAUGAACUCGGCAUCUACCUGAUCAACCUGUCAGUGGCUGACCUCCUCUACAUUGCCACUCUUCCUCUGUGGAUCGACUACUUCCUGCAUCACGAUAACUGGAUCCACGGUCAGGAGAGCUGCAAGCUGUUUGGUUUCAUCUUCUAUACUAAUAUCUAUGUCAGCAUCGCCUUCCUGUGCUGCAUAUCAUUGGACAGGUACCUGGCUGUAGCAUACCCUCUGCGCUUUGCCAAAGUUCGACGAAUCAAAACAGCUGUCCUUGUCAGCGCCGUUGUGUGGAUCAUUGAGAUUGUAGCGAACUCUGCUCCUCUCUUCCACGAUGAGCUCUUCCAGGAUCGCUUCAACCACACCUUCUGCUUCGAGAAAUAUCCCAUGCAGGACUGGGUAGCAGGCAUGAACCUCUACAGGACGUUUCUUGGCUUCCUUGCUCCGUGGACAGCAAUGCUGGUCGCCUACCGAGGGAUCCUUGCAGCGGUGCGUUGCAAUGUCUCAACAGAGCGCCAGGAAAAGGCCAAAAUUCAGCGUUUAGCUUUGAGUUUGAUUCUCAUUGUUUUGCUCUGCUUUGGACCGUACCACAUCCUCCUCCUGGUGCGGAGCGUCAUGUUUUUAAGGAAGCCGUGUGACUGCGGCUCGGAGGAGACCUUGUUUGCAGCAUACCACGUAUCCCUGGCACUGACCAGCCUGAACUGCGUGGCUGACCCUAUUUUGUACUGUUUUGUUAAUGAGGGAGCCAGGCACGAUGUCGGCAGAGCCCUCUCAGCUUUGCUGUCGGUGGCCUGCCACAGGCGCUACUCUUCUUCGCCCUCACAUGCUGACAUUCUCAAUGCUGGUUCAGUAACCAUGGACACACCGCUGUCAACAAAGAAGCAACCUUGUGUGUAUGUUGAUCCAGGCAAGACCAACAACUACAAGACUGAACUGGUGGCUCUGAAGGAGGAGUGUCUGCAGAUGACCAUCCUCAGGAAGUGACCUGGAUCAAACAGUAACAGGUCAACAGCUCUGUGAGAGGGGGGGGCAGCUCCUAUAACUUCCAGGGUUUGAUUUCUUAUGUGCUGAAAUCAGAUGCAACCAUUGGCUGUGGAUGCAUGGGGUAGGUUAUCAAUAAGACAGAUUGAGAAUGGGAUAAAUGAAGCAGCAAAAUGGAGGGUGGUGGUCAUGUGAACAGACCUGUGGGAGGAUGAAAUGCUCACACAGCAGAACACAAAAUUGUUCUCCGAAUGAAAAAUGGUCAAACCACUGGUUAGAUCCUCGCCGCUGCUGAUGCAGAAAUGUAAAGAAACCCGAGGACAGCGCAUGGUGUGAAUCCUAUUUGCUAACAGAAAAAUGUUCUAUGACAGUUUAAAAAAACGUGACUUUCCAUAAAGGAUUCUUUCAUUCCAAAAACCUGCUAACACACGAGGCUCGGACAGAUUGGCCGUCUGGCUCUGGAUUGAACUUUGAGCAUUCCCAGCUGUGGUUCAUCAGCCUCCACACAGCUGCAGUGCAUGCUGAUGUUAGCAUGUUAAUGUGCUAUUCUGCCCCAGCAAUCUGGGAAGGAUCAUCAUGAGGUAUCAUCGUGAUGUGACGUGUCCGAUCAGAAGAAACUCUGGCCUGCUGGUGACACGUCAGGAAGAGUGAGGGGAUCAUCUGCAGGAUUCAGCCUCAGCAGACGUCUGUGUACCGACCUCAGUGCCAGGCUGGCCAGUAAAAAUGUUCCUUCAGUCUGAACCAAAGUGCAGGACCAACAGGUUGACAGACCUGAUGUCUGUCCAUCCUGUGACCGAUGAGGAUUUUAUCAGCACAAUUUGACAACUUGGAUUUUUGGACAUUUUUUCCACUGUGCCAUUUACAAUGUCAUUUAUGAAGCUGUUGAAUAUUUAAGAGAAAUCUUUAAAAGUGCAUAGCUGAGUGUUUUCAAUGGUGGAACCCCAACGGGACUGAAUGAUAUAUUUUGGGAUGCAGGAUGGUCUGACAUAUUUGUAAUAAUUGUUGGAAACAUCUUUAUAACUGCAUUCAAUUUUUAAAGGAAGCCUUAUGAAGUACCUCAGCUUGUAAACUGUGAUGGUGAGAAGGCUUAGAGCAGAGUCAUUGUAUAACAUGAGCCAUGUUUUCUAUUUGAUUUUUUACCGCAUACAGCAAAUAAAUCUCCCUGCAGGGGGACAUCAAAGAAAAUGUUAAAAGACUUCUAAAACAUUCAGAUAAGUUUGAAAGCUUUUAAAUUAUUCAUUUCCACUAUAUUAUGUUGUGAAGCUGAAAAUAAGUGUCAUACUUCAGACAAAUCUAUAUGUAUGCAUUUACCACUGGAAUAUGUGAGCAUAGAUACUGGAAAAUGAAAAAUGUAUCUCACUCAAAGGUGAACAUGAGUGAAUCCAAACUGCAUGCAAGGGCUGAAGAGCACCUGCAGCUGACCAACAGUGAGAACGUUUACAUUACUAUCACAGACUUCAACUAUCCCGACCUUCCUAAAUGAGAUGCAGAACAUACAUGUGCACCACUGCUCAGCAGCCUUCACAUCGAACAUUUGGGUUCCCUGCAUUGAAAAAAAAAAAAAAGUACAUUCCUUCUUUAUUCAAGCAAAACUGCUGGCUGCUAAUACUGUUGUUUGUUAUAUUAGUGACAAAUUAAUACAUAUUUUAUUGUUAAAGGUGUGAUGAGGAAAUGCAGCGGUCAGAGGGACCAGUGGCAGGUUGGGGCUGAACGGCAACAUUGGCUGUUGUUGAUGAUUUAUUUCAAAUUUAAGAAUAAAAAAAUAUGCUUGUACUUGAUGAUGAUUGUUUUUAAUGUAAAUAUGAAUAUGUCACUUUUUAAUCCGCUGACGCUUUUACAACUGCCAUAUUUUACCAUCUGCCUGGACCUUUGAGAGUCAUGACGGCAACUGAGAGUUGAUUAAUGAAGGAUCUGAUAAGCUGGGCGUAUUUACCAUCAUCCCACAUGAGUGAUCCACAUGAUCCUGAUGGAGAGAUUGUUUAAAAAGUAAAUCCAAUACAGAGUAAACAAACGGAGCUUGUUUGCUGUCGUCCUACAACAGAGCUCUGCACAGUUCAGACGUGCCGCUCCAAAAUCUCUGGAUCAAACUAAUCAAUCUGACGCAUCCGUUAAUCUAAACUGUAACGUAGAUGCUUAAGUCGUCUUUCAUGUGGUGUCAUGAGAAACAUAGAUGAUGCAGCUGCUCCAUCUUUGGAUGGAUGACGGUCUAAUCCUGACUAUAAAAAAAUCAGGCUGAUCUGUGUGUUUAGCAAAAAUCAAAUCAACUGUCAGCUCAUCUAUACAUGCUUUUUAAAAAAAAAAAUUUCUGUGGAGUCUCAUGUUCUUACACUGUUACGACAUUUCAUAAGUGCAUGUGUUUACAUUAUAGGAUGCCCUGCUGGAUGUUUAAUGAUAAAGCAGUGACAGCGAAUUUUCUAAUGUGCAGCAUCAUGGCUCAGAUUAUUCCAGUCCAAUCAAAUCCUUUUGUGGACACAGGUAUCGUGUUGCCGUUCUACCUGUAGUAUAUUUUGGAAAAUAUGUCAUCCCAGCAGCAGAAAAUGUUUAUCUUGCCCUGGCAUGAAAGCAUCACUAAAUUCAAUGCAAUAAUGUAAAGUAUCUGGAUGUUUUCAGCUUGUUAGUGUUGCCCUGUGCGUUGUCCUAUUUGCCACUGGUUUUGUUGCACAGCUGUGUGUCAGUCUGAGGGAGGAGGUGCAGGCUUCAUAAUGCAUAUGUGUUCAAUAACAGUGUCGGUGAGAAAUA